AUGAAGACCACCAUCAUCCUCAGCUUCCUGUUCGGCGCCAUCGCCAUGGCUGCUGCAGUUGAGAAGAAGUCACCUACCUUCGAGUGCCAACAACUUCUCUCUCCUUGCCAGGACAACAGCGAGUGCUGCUCCGAGCGAUGCCUUCUCGGCACCUGCGUCGGUCUGUCGUAG
Lithohypha guttulata is the source of this 171-nucleotide messenger RNA. RefSeq lists its product as uncharacterized. Bases 1 to 171 code for a protein of 56 amino acids. The transcript has 2 exons. The record is from RefSeq and is a predicted model, not a curated record. NCBI's taxonomy places the organism in Eukaryota, Fungi, Ascomycota, Eurotiomycetes, Chaetothyriales, Trichomeriaceae.